CUUACUGUGUGCACAGUUUCUAGCUGGACCUUGACCAUGCUUGUACUGCCAGAGUACUGAGCCCCAUAGUUGCUGAUGCUAUCUGACAGGAGCUUGUUGGAGAGCUUGCUGACCCACCGCUGCAGCAAGCCAGUUUGGACAAAGUCACGUUACUUUAGCGAGGGGAGGGGAGAGACAGAAAAACUAAGCUAAGGACUGCGCAGGAGGCACGCUUAUUCAGGCCAUGUUGUUAUUGAUGCGCGGCUGAUUCUGAACAUGAGGAGGAGGAAGUGAUGGGAUAGUUGCCACUCACACCACUGUCUGCCUAGUUGGCUGGAUUUAGUGCUUCAGAAGAAAAGCAGAGACUGACUCUCAUAAGCUAAAAUGAGGCACAGCUGACUCUGACUGUGGAGGUAUUUUCUCCCUCGCUGCAAAUCAUUUGGAUGGAGAGAAGAUGAAUGGAGGUAUUGAAGAUGUCAUGACCUGGUCAGCAAAUUUGAUGGACUGCAGAGCUGCUUAUCAGAACCAAGAUUAUUCAGAACUUGAUCUACACAAAUAGGAAAAGUUUCAUUAGAUUUCUGAAAUGUCUGAGACAUUCAGUAUGCCCACUGACCAGUUUGUCCUCUGUCCAAGUAAUGUGUACGUAUCACCUGACUCCAACAGUAAUCUUUCUAACCUGAAUGAACAGGAAGCCAUCAACAUAGUUGCGUGUUCCCCUGUGGGUAACGUCCACAAUGGAAGCUGUAGUCAGGAGGAUCUUCUCUGUGUUGUAACCUCAACCAUGGAUCAAACUUUUAUAGCCACACCUGUGAGUAGCAGCAGUAAUUUCUGGAAUGAAGGCAUGAGCCAUGCUAGUAAUGAACAGACUGAACCUGCUUUGUUUCUGCAUUUUAAUAAGAGCACUGAGGAUGAAGGUAAUGAUGAAGGGAUGUCUCCAGACUCUGACUGGAGGGAGAACCAGCUGAGUUCACGUGAAACUUCCUGUAGAGGAUCCAGUGAGAAUGACUGCUGUUCCCUGAGCUCUGGGGAAAUGGUAAUAAGGAGCAACAGUUUUUGUCUGGAAGAAGAGUCCCUUAUAGCCAUCUCAUCCCUGGAUGAAUCGUCUAUUUCUCCGGCUGCGAGUCGCUUAUUAUUCCCUUUUGAAUCUAACUUCCUAUCAACCACGCUGCCAGAUGUGUGCCAAAAAUCCACAGGAAUGACUGAGGAGAACACAGGCCAUCCUUGUCUUGGUGUCACCUUCACUCAGGCAGAUAGUUUGGAGAUUCUCACUGAGGAAAAGUAUAUUACAACACCCAGCUCUGUUGUGGCUCUGCCAAAUGAGAAUGAAGGGGGCCUUUUAACGACUUUUAUCUGUGAAUCCUCUGCAGAUCCCAUAAACGAGGCCACAUCUGCCAGCACUGAAGCGGAGUCUUUACCUCAUCUUUCAAGUACAUUUACACCAGAACAAGGCAUAACCUUUGUGUCCCCUAUGCAAAGAAAUGAUUUUCACACUUCAACUCCAGUACAAAACAUUGAGAACAACAUACUUGGCCUUUCCCCUUUUUCUCCCUGUGCUGAAAACUCAGGCAGCCCAGGACAUCAGCUGGCAAAAAGGCAGCAAGUCUCUCUGUCCCAUAAACGGCAUCCAGUUGCAGGGCUCCCAAAAUCACUUAGUAAACUUAAGAAAAUGGAAAUUCACAAGUUUUCUAAACCGGGUCUCAGUGGUGCAAAAUUUAAUACCUUAACUAGAGCGCAACAUCAAGUGGUAGUACCAGGAUCCGCUUCACAACAAAAACCAUUGCAAGCUAAUGGAUUGAAUAAACAGAGUGAAACAAAUAGAGGGACAGCUGUCAGGGUUCCUCUUGCUAAAACAGCGACUUGCACAACAGUUGUCUCCACCUCUAAUAUGUUAUAUGAUGCUCACAGACAAAGUAAUAGAAAAGCUGCUAAUUUGGGUGUAACUGUUAGACAGUCAUACGGGCGUACUGUAGAUGGACAGAGCAAAGCUAGAGCAUCUCCAGCUGACCACAACCCAGCUGCAAAUAACCACGUUUUCCCUGUCCACUGCACAAACACCAGCUCUGAAAUGAUGCAGGGACCCUCGAGCCAAGUAUCAGACAUCUCAGCACUACAUGCUGGCAGCCAAACCUGUGCAUCGUCUUUAGAAAAAUCUCCAACUACAAGUGGCCAGAUGGAUCCAAAAGCAACUCCAAAGAAAGAUGUGUCACACAAAAUUGAGGUCAGGUCAGGCUUAGCUCGAGGUCAGGACAAGCUUCCUCUUCACAAGACACGGCCUAGCUCCUCUUCCGAGAGUUCAUCAGCAUCCAGGCCACCCAAGAAGAGAACAAGUUUUAGGUUCGCAACUAGUGUCACUAUUCCUAAAGCUGACACAGACCAGGGUCUGAACAAGCCAGCAAGUCAGAAAUGCUCCUCCCAAAAUAACCAAGUUGAGGAAACUAAGAGACCUGCUGACAACUCACCAAGGGAGGUUAAGAAGAUCAGCCUGGUGGCAGAGCCCGGUAAAUCAACGGCAUCAGGUGAAUCAUGUGAUGAAAGUAAGCGUAGAUCUCACGGUCUACCAUCUCCCAAACAAAGAAGAACACUACCACAACCUCCACCUGCCAGUCCCAGACCACCACCUCUAUCAACCAGGCAGAGACAAGGAGCCUUGGGGAGGGAUGAGUACAGGAUCUCCAGAGGUGCAGGGACAGCUCCGUUCCAGCAGAACAGUGCAGGCAGUCAGAGAACAGAGGGGUCCUCUCUUGGCAGUAAACCCCAGCUGACUGGAUCCUGGCCUCCUCAGACUCCUCGCCCCUCUCUUAUGGGCCCUCCCCCUUCUACUCCUUACAGACAACCCCGCAAGACUCUGGGACCAUCCAGGGGCUUUACUGACUGCAAUGUUCAUAGUGAACUGGGUCAAGGAAAUAGGAGCUCAUCGGUUUCUGGAGGAGUUCCACAUAAACCAACCCCACUUAAACCUGUGGUACUGAGAUCAAGGCUCAUCUCAACCCCAGGAAAAACCAGUGGACCAACUUUGACCACAACAUGCAAGGAAGCCGCUUCCACGAGCAAAGGAGCGUCAAGUUCUGCAGCUGCUCUUCUAAAAAGGACUACAAAUUCAAGAUCAGUUCAGCCAACUUCACGUGGACCUGUGGACAAGAGCAAAUCCAAGGCCAGCUCCCGCCAGCAAACCUCCCAACCAAACCAGAGUACUGGAUCUCAGAAUGUGGUGCAAACAAGUGUCCCGCAGGUGGAGAAGGAAGUCCAGAACAUCCACCAGCUUCAACAGCUCUUGACAGCCAGUAACUGUAGAUUUCAGGCGGUCGCCAUCGUCCUGCAACAAACUUUGGCUGAGCGUGAUGAAGCCACGAGGCAGUGCAGGGAGCUGUCCCAGGAGCUGGUCAGCCUUCGUGGAGAGCUGGUCUGUUCCAUCCACUCGUCUGAGCGUCUGGGGAAAGAGAAGGAAGAGUUGCGUGCUGCUCUUGAAGAUGCGCUGCAGAAGAUGCAGGAGCAGCACCAGAAGGACCAGACUGAGCUGGAGCAGCGGCUGCAGGCCUUCUACCAGGCUGAGUGGGACAGAGCUCGCCUCGGCCACCAGGAGGAAGCUGACAAGUGCCAGACGCUUAUGCAGCAGCAGAUGGAAGAGCUGAAAGCCAAUCAAGAAGCCAUGAAGCUGGAAUUAGAAAACAACCACACAGAGCAGCUGCAGUGUGUGAAACAUCAGUAUGAAACCAAACUGGAUGAGCUCAGGGAAGUCCACAAGCAGGAUCUGAAGUCUUUGGACAAAACUUUAAAAGAUGCUGAAGCCAAUCUGUCUGGACAGCUUCAGACGCUGACGGUGGAGAAUAAUGCCCUGAUUGAGAGGCUAGCAGCUGAGGAGAACAGGAGGAAAGAGCUGGCCCAAAAUAGUCAGAAAGACACUCACACACUGUAUCUGGAGCAGGAGUUGGAGAGUCUCAAAGUGGUGCUGGAGAUGAAGAACAAGCAGCUCCACCAGCAGGAGAAGAAGCUGAUGGAGGUCGAUAAAUUGACAGAGAAAAAUGUGAAGUUGGAUGAGAGCCUGAAAAAGGUCCAGCAGGAGAAUGAAGACCUGAAAGCCCGCAUGGAAAGACACGCUGCACUGUCCAGGCAGCUGUCCACAGAGCAGGUGAUGCUGCAGGAGUCCCUUCAGAAGGAGUCCAAGGUGAACAAGCGGUUGUCCAUGGAGAACGAGGAGCUACUCUGGAAACUCCAUAAUGGAGACUUAAGUAGCCCCCGCAAGACGUCUCCCAUCUCAGCCUCCCCAUCCCAUUCCUUCAGCCUCCACUCACCUCGCAGCUCCGGUCUCUUCUCCAGCCCUCCACUCUCACCCAGAUAACAACGGGCCCCCUGCUCCCAGGAAGCAGAACCUCAUGUUAUCCCUCUGGAAUACCAGCCAUGUUUGUUUCCAGUUCACGGAGCAAAACAGUUGGACUUUUGCUCCUCCAGGAUCAGAUAAGCUGACACUUUCUGUACAAAGAGUUGUUUUAAAAAAAUAAAAAAAAGAAAAAGAUUUGUUGCACAGAAGCACUUCAUAAGCAAGGCCACCAUUUGCCUUUGAUACGAUGAAUGGGAGGAAAUCUCAGGACUUUUGUGUUUGAAACACUAUUUUUAUUUGUAGAUGUCGUCAGACUUCUCUCUCCUGAAGCUCAGCACAUGCACACAUAAAGUACAUGCAUGUGUACACACGAGCAGAUUUAGCUUUGCGUUGUGAAACUGGGCUUCUUUGUUUCUGGAGACUACAGCUUUGGAAAAUCUGACUUCAGUGAAGGCCGGGUAUAUUUUUAUUCUAAAUAUCGAAGGAAUCUAGAAGUGUUUCAUUUCAAAGUGGUACCAUUCAUAUGCAGGCCGGCCCCCCAACACCACAGCAUGUUCAGAACUUCCCUACCGUUGUUUCAUUUUAAAGGGUUUUUUAUGUCUGGACUGCCAGCUUAAAGAUCAUUUAUGGCCCUUAAUGUUUCUGUUUUCAAGUUUGUGUUUGACCAAGGGACCAGUCCUAGUCUUACUCCUUACUCAAGCCACCUAAUGCAGCUUUAAAGUCGAGGUCUUUGCACAAAGAAGCAGCUUUGCUUGUUCAUGUCGGACACUGCAUCUUUGAAAUGUCUGAGUAUUUUGUGUGGAAUUGACAUUGAUGUGUUGACCCUGUUUAGAAUAUGCAAUUGAAUAAAGUCUUGUAAUAAACAUGA
Molecule: messenger RNA, 5162 nt
Organism: Melanotaenia boesemani (Boeseman's rainbowfish)
Lineage: Eukaryota; Metazoa; Chordata; Actinopteri; Atheriniformes; Melanotaeniidae
Gene: mtus1a
Product: microtubule associated tumor suppressor 1a
Exons: 15
Coding region: 563-4315 (1250 amino acids)
Cellular component (GO): cytoplasm; nucleus
Molecular function (GO): microtubule binding
Source: RefSeq, a predicted model, not a curated record